AUGUCCAAGCCAACCGUCCUCCUCCUUGGAAAAAUCGAUCACGCCCACGAGCAGUGGUCCACCUCCAUAGAAUCAAUCGCCACAGUCCUCCUCCCCAAAGCGCGUUCCCGCCCAGAAUUCAUAGAAGAAUGCAAGUCUGGCGCCUUCGACGCGGCGGUAGCCGCGUACAGGACGUUUGGAAGCGUCACUGUCACGGGGUUGAUAGACGAGGAGCUGGUCGCCGCGUUGCCGAAGGGGUUGAAGUUCAUCUGCCAUAAUGGUGCGGGAUACGAUCAGAUCGACGUACAUGCCUGUACGGCAAAGGGAAUCCGGGUUUCUAAUGUUCCAACGGCGGUGGAUGACGCAACGGCUGAUACGAACAUGUUUCUGAUCCUGGGAGCGUUGAGGGGAUUCAAUACUUCAAUGCUCGCCCUCCGCGAGGGCCACUUCAAAGGCUCGACCCCUCCCCCCUUGGGCCAUGACCCGCAAGGCAAAGUCCUCGGGAUCCUAGGCAUGGGCGGCAUCGGCCGAAACCUGAUGAAGAAGGCCGCCGUCUUCGGAAUGUCGACGCAGUACCACAACCGAACGCAGUUAUCGGAGGAGCUGAGCGGAGGUGCCAAGUACGUGAGCUUUGAGGAGCUGUUGAAGACGAGUGAUGUCCUCUCUCUGAACUUGCCUUUGAACAAACAAACCCGCCACAUCAUCUCCACGAGAGAGUUUGCGUUGAUGAAGCCCGGCGUGGUGAUAGUCAACACCGCCCGAGGCGCCGUCAUGGACGAAGACGCUCUCGUGAAGGCUUUAGAGGGAGGGCAGGUGUGGUCGUGCGGACUAGAUGUCUACGAGGAAGAGCCAAAGGUGCACCCCGGUCUGAUUGCAAACCCGAACGUGAUGCUGCUGCCGCACAUGGGGACUUGGACUGUGGAGACGCAAACGAAGAUGGAGGUUUGGUGCUUGGAUAAUCUGAAGAUGGCGGUGCAGGAGGGGAAGCUGGUCAGUCCCGUGUCCGAGCAGAAGGAUAUGUGA
Molecule: messenger RNA, 1002 nt
Organism: Drepanopeziza brunnea f. sp. 'multigermtubi' MB_m1
Lineage: Eukaryota; Fungi; Ascomycota; Leotiomycetes; Helotiales; Drepanopezizaceae
Molecular function (GO): NAD binding; oxidoreductase activity, acting on the CH-OH group of donors, NAD or NADP as acceptor
Source: RefSeq, a predicted model, not a curated record